UACCAGUCUGGGGGAGGGGGUGUUCCUAGGCAGGCUGCACUUGGGGAGGGGCUGGUACACCUGUGCAAGACUGAAGGGGAGGAGCCGGUACACCUGUGCAAACCUGAAGGGGAGGAGCCGGUACACCUGUGCAAACCUGAAGGGGAGGAGCCGGUACACCUGUGCAAACCUGAAGGGGAGGAGCCGGCACACCUGUGCAAGACUGAAGGGGAGGAGCCGGUACAAGUGUCCAAGACUGAAGUGGGGGAGGAGCCGGUACACCUGUGCAAGACUGAAAGGGAGGAGCCGGUACACCUGUGCAAGAUUGAAGGGGAGGAGCCGGUACAAGUGUCCAUGACUGAAGGGGAGGAGCCAGUACAAGUGUCCGAAACUGAAGGG
Staurois parvus is the source of this 378-nucleotide messenger RNA. The record is from the annotation of a GenBank genome assembly. Lineage: Eukaryota; Metazoa; Chordata; Amphibia; Anura; Ranidae.